AUGAGAGUACCGAGCGGUAAUUAUGUGGCAGUUAGGAAUAUGAUUUCAUUUUGGAUCUUCGGCAUGUGCAACAAUUUUGCCUAUAAUGUCAUGCUCGGUGCAGCACAGGACAUAUUGACGAGGAGUUCGAACAUCACGGGAAAGGUCGCCAACAGUUCAGAGCGUUGUGUGGAGGUGAUCACGUCCCGUAGCUGCUCUCCUGCGUCUGCUGGCGUGGUGCUGUUGUGCAACAUCUUGCCAUGUCUUAUAGUGAAGUUGCUCUGUCCUUUCUUCAUGGAACACAUUCCAUACUCUGUGCGACAUUUUGUUAUCUGCAUCACUCAGUUAGCUUCACUACUAGUUACUGCGUGGGCGGAGUCUGUACCGAUGGCCCUUAUUGGAGUGCUUUUGGCGUCGUUCUCUUGUGGAUUUGGCGAGACGACGUAUUUGGGUUUAGCCAGCCACUAUUCUAAACACACUAUCUCGACGUGGUCUUCUGGCUCAGGGAUGGCCGGCUUAGCAGGAACUUUUUCUUAUGCUGUAAUGACAGACGUAAAUCUGUUGGCUUUAACCCCGACGGACGCCAUGCUGGUCAUGCUAGUCGUUCCUAUAUCCUUCAUGUUUUCGUACUAUAUGCUUCUUGUUAGAGCUCCAACUGUUCCAACAGUUAGUGUGUUUAAACCUUCUACAUGGCUCGAUUUCACCACUGAACAUAAGUGA
This is a messenger RNA of Angiostrongylus costaricensis, 699 nucleotides long. The record is from the annotation of a GenBank genome assembly. NCBI's taxonomy places the organism in Eukaryota, Metazoa, Nematoda, Chromadorea, Rhabditida, Metastrongylidae.